Molecule: messenger RNA, 2091 nt
Organism: Fusarium redolens
Lineage: Eukaryota; Fungi; Ascomycota; Sordariomycetes; Hypocreales; Nectriaceae
Exons: 7
Coding region: 1-2091 (696 amino acids)
Biological process (GO): acetyl-CoA biosynthetic process
Cellular component (GO): cytosol
Molecular function (GO): acetyl-CoA synthetase activity
Source: RefSeq, a predicted model, not a curated record
AUGGCAACCGCCGUCGAGCAACCCCUAGUGCCCCAGGAGCUCAGGACUUCGGCUCCCGAGUCUCUCCCCAAGAGUGCUAUCCCCGCUGUCGUUGCUUCUCCCGUUCCCGCUCCUGCAGCCACCGAAACUGUCUCAUUGAGAGCUGAGGAGACUCCCGCUCCCGCUCAAGAGACAAAGGCUCCUGUUGUCGCUGAGGCUCAUCUCGUUGAUACCUACCACCCUCCUCAGCGCAUGUUUGCUAAGCAUCCCCACCGGCCCCACCUUGCCAACCUCGAGGAGUACAAGCGACUUUACAAGGAAUCCAUCACUCAACCCGAGAAGUUCUGGGCUGAGCGCGCACGCGAGCUCAUCUCCUGGGACCGCGACUUCCAGACCACCCGAAGUGGUUCUCUUCUCAAUGCCGAUGUCUCAUACUUUAACGAGGGUCGCCUGAAUGCCUCAUACAACUGUGUCGACCGUCAUGCCUUCAAGGACCCCGAUCGUGUUGCCAUCAUUUAUGAGGCCGACGAGCCCAGUGAGGGUCGCAAUGUCACCUACGGUGAGCUCCUCCGAGAGGUCUCUCGUACCGCCUGGGUUCUCAAGCAGAUGGGCGUCCGCAAGGGCGAUACCGUUGCUAUCUACCUUCCUAUGAUUCCCGAGGCCAUCAUCGCUCUUAUGGCAUGUGUCCGUAUUGGUGCCGUGCACUCCGUUAUCUUUGCUGGUUUCUCUUCCGACUCUCUUCGCGACCGUGUUGUUGACGCCGGCUGCAAGGUUGUUAUCACAACUGAUGAAGGCAAGCGAGGUGGCAAGUUGAUUGGCACCAAGAAGAUUGUUGAUGAUGCUCUCAAGCAGUGCCCUGCUGUUGAGAACGUCCUUGUCUACAAGCGCACUGGCUCAGAAAUCCCCUGGACCAGCGGCCGUGACUUCUGGUGGCAUGAGGAGGUUGAGAAGUGGCCCAACUACUUCCCUCCCGAGCCUGUCGCUUCCGAGGACCCUCUAUUCCUCCUUUAUACCUCCGGCUCCACUGGCAAGCCUAAGGGUGUCUUGCAUACAACCGCCGGGUACCUCCUCGGCGCUGCUAUGACCGGCAAGUAUGUCUUCGACAUCCACGAGGGCGAUAGAUACUUCUGUGGUGUUGUAUUUGAGGGUACACCUGCCUACCCCAACUUUUCGCGAUACUGGGACAUUAUCGAGAGACACAACGUUACUCAGUUCUACGUUGCUCCCACCGCCUUGAGACUUCUGAAGCGUGCCGGUGACGAGCAUGUUCGUGGCAAGUUCGCUCAUCUUCGCGUACUGGGCUCAGUCGGUGAACCUAUCGCCGCUGAGAUCUGGAAGUGGUAUUUCGAAGUUAUUGGAAAGGAGGAGUGCCACAUUGUUGAUACUUACUGGCAAACCGAGUCUGGCUCUCAUGUUCUCACACCCUUGGCUGGAAUUACACCAACCAAGCCCGGCAGUUGUUCUUUGCCCUUCUUUGGGGUUGAGCCCGCUCUCAUCGAUCCUGUUUCUGGCGAAGAGAUUCACGGCAACGAUGUUGAGGGUGUGCUGACCUUCAAGCAGUCCUGGCCUAGCAUGGCUCGCACCGUAUGGGGAGCCCAUAACCGGUACAGAGAGACUUACCUUGAUGUCUACAAGGGCUAUUACUUCACUGGAGAUGGAGCUGCUCGGGAUCACGAGGGUUUCUACUGGAUUCGGGGCCGCGUUGACGACGUUGUCAAUGUCAGCGGCCACCGACUGUCCACUGCUGAGAUCGAGGCUGCUCUGUUGGAGCACCACUCUGUUGCUGACGCAGCUGUCGUUGGUAUUGCUGAUGAGCUUACUGGCCAAGCUGUCAACGCCUUUGUUGAUCUCAAGGAGGGCGUUGAGUCAAGUGAUGCUCUGCGCAAGGAGCUUAUUGUCCAAGUGCGCAAGAGCAUUGGUCCCUUCGCUGCUCCCAAGGCGGUGUACGUCGUGCCUGACAUGCCCAAGACACGAAGUGGCAAGAUUAUGCGACGAGUGUUGAGGAAGAUUGUUGCUGGUGAGGAGGACCAGCUCGGAGAUAUUACUACUCUUUCUGAUCCCUCUGUUGUUGAGAAGAUUAUCAAGGCCGUUCACGAUGCCAAGCGCAAGUGA